This is a messenger RNA of Tupaia belangeri chinensis (Chinese tree shrew), 3450 nucleotides long. RefSeq names its product glutamate receptor interacting protein 2 (gene GRIP2). Lineage: Eukaryota; Metazoa; Chordata; Mammalia; Scandentia; Tupaiidae. Gene Ontology annotation, molecular function: protein binding. Gene Ontology annotation, biological process: neurotransmitter receptor transport, endosome to postsynaptic membrane. The record is from RefSeq and is a predicted model, not a curated record.
GGUGGGCAGAGGGGAGACAAUAGCGGACAUGCUGUGCGGGCUCAGCCGGGAGCCCCCCGGAGAGGCGGAUGAUGGGCCUUACUGCAAGGGAGGCAAGGAUGCGGGAGGGCCUGAGGUGGCCCUGGCGUGCCGCAGGCAGAGCAUCCCAGAGGAGUUCCGAGGGGUCACCGUGGUGGAGCUGACCAAGAAAGAAGGCAGCACGCUGGGCCUGACCAUCUCGGGCGGUACCGACAAGGACGGGAAGCCCAGGGUCUCCAACCUGCGGCCCGGGGGGCUCGCGGCCAGGAGCGACCUGCUCAACGUGGGCGACUACAUCCGCUCGGUGAACGGGAUCCACCUGACGCGGCUCCGCCAUGACGAGAUCAUCGCCCUGCUCAAGAACGUGGGCGAGCGUGUGGUGCUGGAGGUGGAGUAUGAGCUGCCCCCGCCCGCCCCUGAGAACAACCCAAGGACCAUCACUAAGACAGUGGACGUCUCCCUCUACAAGGAGGGCAGUAGCUUUGGCUUUGUCCUCAGAGGAGGUGCCCACGAAGAGGGGCACAAGUCCCGCCCCCUGGUCCUGACCUACGUGCGGCCCGGCGGUCCGGCUGACAGGGAGGGCUCCUUGAAGGUGGGCGACAGGUUACUCAGCGUCGAUGGGACCCCGCUGCACGGGGCCAGCCAUGCCACGGCCCUGGCCACCCUGCGGCAGUGCGGCCACGAGGCUGUCUUCCAGGUGGAAUACGACGUGGCCACCCCAGACACGGUGGCCGGCAUGCCGGGGCCCCUGCUGGUGGAGAUAGCCAAGACGCCGGGGUCCGCCCUGGGCAUCUCACUCACCACGGGCUCCCACCGGAACAAGCCGGUCAUCACCAUCGACCGCAUCAAGCCGGCCAGCGUGGUGGACAGGAGCGGAGCCCUGCACGCCGGGGACCACAUCCUGUCCAUCGACGGCACCAGCACGGAGCACUGCUCGCUGCUCGAGGCCACCAAGCUCCUGGCCAGCGUGUCGGAGAAGGUGCGGCUGGAGAUCCUGCCCGCACCCCAGGGCCGGUGGCCACCCAAGCCCUCUGAGGCAGUGAAGGCGCAGAGGAGCGAGCAGCCACACCACUGGGACCCCUGCGUGCCGCCCUGCCACAGCCCCCGGCCAGGCCACUGCAGGACACCCAGCUGGGCCCCGCCUGCCGGCCAGGACCAGAGCCGAUCCUGGUCCUCGACCCCCUUCUCCUCGCCCAUCAUGAACCACGCCUUCCCCUGCACCAACGCCAGCACACUUCCCCGCGGGUCCCAGCCCAUGAGCCCCCGGACUACGAUCGGGCGAAGGAGGCAGCGUCGCAGGGAACACAAGAGCUCACUGUCCCUGGCCUCCAGCACCGUCGGGCCGGGCGGGCAGAUCGUACACACAGAGACCACGGAGGUCGUGCUCUGCGGAGACCCCCUCAGCGGCUUCGGCCUCCAGCUCCAGGGUGGCAUCUUCGCCACGGAGACCCUGUCCUCCCCUCCCCUCGUGCGCUUCAUUGAGCCAGACAGCCCGGCCGAGAGGUGUGGGCUGCUGCAGGUAGGGGACCGCGUCCUGUCCAUCAAUGGCAUCGCCACCGAGGACGGGACCAUGGAAGAAGCCAACCAGCUGUUGCGGGACGCCGCGCUGGCCCACAAGGUCGUGCUGGAGGUCGAGUUCGACGUGGCCGAGUCCGUCAUCCCGAGCAGUGGCACCUUCCACGUGAAGUUGCCUAAGCGGCGUGGCGUGGAGCUGGGCAUCACCAUCAGCUCGGCCAGCAGGAGGCAGGGCGAGCCCCUGAUCAUCUCGGACAUCAAGAAGGGCAGCGUCGCACACAGGACGGGCACCCUGGAGCCAGGCGACAAGCUACUGGCCAUCGACAACAUCCGCCUGGACAACUGCCCGAUGGAGGACGCCGUGCAGAUCCUGCGGCAGUGCGAGGACCUGGUGAAGCUCAAGAUCCGCAAGGACGAGGACAACUCCGAUGAGCAGGAGACCACGGGUGCCAUCAGCUACACGGUGGAGCUGAAGCGCUACGGGGGCCCCCUGGGCAUCACCAUCUCUGGCACCGAGGAGCCUUUCGACCCCAUUGUCAUCUCGGGCCUCACCAAGCGUGGACUGGCCGAGAGGACUGGCGCCAUCCACGUGGGGGACCGUAUCCUGGCCAUCAACAGUGUUAGCCUCAAGGGCCGGCCGCUGAGCGAGGCCAUCCACCUCCUGCAGGUGGCCGGAGAGACCGUCACGCUGAAGAUCAAGAAGCAGCUGGACCACCCCCUCAUGCCCCGCAAGUCGGGCAGCCUCAGCGAGGCCAGCGACGUGGACGAGGACCCUCCGGAGGCGCUCAAAGGCGGCCUGCUGGCCCCCGCCGUGCCCAGCGUGGACAGCGCCGUGGAGUCCUGGGACAGUGCGGCCACGGAGGGUGGCUUUGGGGGCCCAGGGCCCUACGUCCCACAGGCAGCGGCCCGGGGGAUGAGCCCCCAGGAGUGGAGGCCCGGCCGGCUGAGGAGCAGCCCCCCACCCGCUGAGCCCCGGAGAAUGAGCUACACCCCAGCCUCUGCCAGCGAGAGCUUCCCGGAGGAGGAGGAAGAGGAGGAGUGGGAGCCACCAGCUAGCUCAGCCCCCGGCCCCGCCCACGAGGAGGGCUUCUGGCGCGUGUUCGGGGAAGCCCUUGAAGACCUGGAGUCGUGUGGUCAGUCGGAACUGCUGAGGGAGCUCGAGGCAUCCAUCAUGACGGGCACUGUGCAGAGCGUGGCCCUCGAGGGCAGGCCUGGCCGCCGGCCCUGGCAGCGGGGCCGGGACGUGCGCGCUUCCCCCGGAGAGGCACAGGAGCUGCUGCGGCCGGCUCCGCUGAAGAUGCACAAGGUGACCCUGCACAAGGACCCGGUGCGGAAUGACUUUGGCUUCAGCGUCUCAGAUGGCCUUCUGGAGAAGGGUGUCUAUGUCCACACCGUGCGUCCUGAUGGGCCUGCCCAGCGCGGGGGCCUCCAACCCUUCGACAGGGUCCUUCAGGUAAGGCUGGGGCAGAGGUCCCGGGGGAGAAGGGCAGGCUGUCCCAGUCAGCUCAGGGUACGUUGUGGCGCAGUAAGAGAACAGCCCCGAACCUCAGCAGCUGAGCACACACUUACCCUCUGCGUCCACUGUGGGCCCGGGUAGCCCUGCCCUAUCUGGGCUGAUGCAGAAGCCCUACGUCUUUAAGGGUCCCUCUGAGACAUGGGGUCCCCUCAGACCCUGUGAGGAAGCAAGCCUGGAAAAUCGCAGGUGGCUUUUUCUGCCUUCGCCUGGAAGCUACACCUGCCACGUUCCUAUUGGCCAGAACCAGUAUGUGACCUGCCUGGCUGCAAGGAGCCUGGGAAGUGGGAGGUGUCCUGGCCUGGCCACCCUGGCCCAGCGUUCCCCAUGCCUAGCCACUUCUGUUCCCUGGGUGUGUGGUGUUGCCGGACUUGUAGUAAAUUUACUCCACUGAUAUUUCCUCU